Molecule: messenger RNA, 744 nt
Organism: Porites lobata
Lineage: Eukaryota; Metazoa; Cnidaria; Anthozoa; Scleractinia; Poritidae
Source: the annotation of a GenBank genome assembly
AUGACGUCUGGAGAGCAUGAGGUGUUUUUGGAGUCAAGUGUUCGAGGUUACCACGCAUACUUUAAAUAUUCAACUGUUAGUGUGGGAGAACUGAUGAUGUGGGAGAUCGAAGAGAACAUUGACCACGACAAAUACAGCAAAAUUCCGAAAAUAAGCCCCGGGGAUUAUAUUUUUCAAAGGCCCUUUUUGAGGGGCUUAUUUUUGGAGGGGCUUAUAUUCGGGGGGGUUUAUAUUAUCUAUGGAGGGAAAAAUGCGUUUCAAAAUCAAUUGGGCUAGCAUUAUAGUUGGAAGUAAAUUGCCGGUUUUUUUUCAGUUUGUAUUUGAGGGCAAUUUUCCAAGUACAGGCCCCCGGGGGGCUUAUAUUUGGAGGGACGAUAUAACAGAGGGUUUUUUGCGUUACCGGUUUGGGGGGCUUAUAUUUGGAGAGGCUUAUACAUGGAGGGGCUUAUUUUCGGAAUUUUACAGUAUGCCGUUGCAGUAAAGAAUGAAUCUGGCCAAAUUGUGGGCCAUGUACCUAUUGAGAUUUCGAAGAUUAUGUGUAAGUUCAUUCGUGACUGUGGAGAGGUUGAGGUGGAGUGUAUUGGACACCGAUAUAAUGUGGGCCAAGGAAAAGGACUCGAGAUUCCUGUCGAUUAUAGGCUGCUUGGAAAUCAGCAGUAUUUGCAAAGAGUAGUAACAAAGCUAAAAAGCAUAGAUCUGGCUCUCAGUAUCAGUGACAUUAGGAAAUGUGGCACAGAGUAUUAA